Penicillium samsonianum is the source of this 1920-nucleotide messenger RNA. RefSeq names its product ankyrin repeat and BTB/POZ domain protein. NCBI's taxonomy places the organism in Eukaryota, Fungi, Ascomycota, Eurotiomycetes, Eurotiales, Aspergillaceae. The record is from RefSeq and is a predicted model, not a curated record. Gene Ontology annotation, molecular function: protein binding. The transcript has 3 exons. The coding region runs from base 1 to 1920 and encodes 639 amino acids. Gene Ontology annotation, cellular component: cytoplasm; ubiquitin ligase complex.
AUGGAUGAGCCAACUGUGCUGCGGAAGGACCAGCUGGCGAUCAGCUUAGCCAAUGAGAAGAACUUGAUUAAGGAGGGCACCAUUAAGGAUGAUAAUCCUUUAGAUCUCAGUGAGCCAUUCCGUGAACUAUGCAGCGCAUGUCGUCGGGGCGAUCUGAAAGUCUGUCAGGAGAAAAUCACCGAGGGCGUCAAUGUUAAUGCUCGUGAUCCCUAUGAUUACACGCCAUUGAUCCUGGCGAGUCUUUGUGGCCAUUAUGAAGCUGUGCAACUUCUUCUCGAGUCUGGUGCACUUUGCGAGCGAGACACGUUUCAGGGCGAAAGAUGUCUCUAUAAUGCCCUAAACGACCGGAUACGAAACCUCCUUCUGGAAUAUGAUUAUUCCAAGUCCACGGACCCCCUCCAGCCCCUAGCCGCGCAUAUAACUUCGAUUCUCACCCGUGAGUCUCCAUUAACAGCAGAUAUUGUUGUGACUGCAUCCAACGAAUCGCUUCACCUCCACAAAUUCAUCCUCGCGGCACGUUCUCCAUAUUUCUAUGGUAAACUAGCCGUGGCACCGGAAUCUGCAUCAUGGAAUCUCCCCAGCACCAUUCCUCCGGAGGCAUUCGGUGCCGCUAUCAAAUACCUGUACUUUGGAGAAGCCCCUAGGGACUUGAGAAAUACACCAGGGUCAGGCUUCACGGAGUCCGAGACUUUUGCAGGGGUGGAUAGAAUCUCCAAGUACUUGGAGAUCCCUAGUCUUCUAGACAGCAUCCUUGAUAGCGGAGACAGGAGACGUGCUAGACAAAGAAGAACCGACGAUAUUUCCAAGGGCCGAGAUCAAAUGGAACAAUGGUUCCAGGAGAAUAUUCUGGGGAACAAGCUCGAGGUGGAGACUUCGAAAGUGAACGAAGUGAAGUGGGAUCGAAGCAAUGCAAUCUUUGCUGAUGUUCUUCUGAGGGCGGAUGAACUUCCCGAAGAAGAGGAGGAAGCGGACAUUGACACACCAGUCGUCAGCAAUGGCACAUCCAGUUCGAUUCCCAUUGGUCCUAACUCUACCGCGAAUGAGAAGACUCUCGAGGCGCCGAAAUCAAUCAUCUUCCCAUGCCAUCGAGCAAUGCUCUUGCGGUCUGAGUUUUUCCAGGCAAUGUUCACAUCCACUUUUCGCGAAGCUUACCUCAAUGAAAACCUGACGAUCAUCGAUGUCAACUGUUCGCCCGAGGUCUUGGAAAUUAUUCUUACAUUCUUAUACACCGAAAGAGCCGAUUUCCCCUUAGAAAUCGCUGUCGAUGUCCUAUUCGCGGCAGAUAUGCUCUUCAUUGAGAAGCUGAAGACGAAAGCUGCUGUGGUCAUCAGCACCCUCGGCAGUGCUGGAAUGUCCCAGGCUGAGGCUGCGAAAACUCGAGGAACGGCGGACGAAGAUGACAUUGACAUUUACUCAAUCGUUCGAGCUGCGUGGUUGACGCGCGUUCAACGAUUGGAAGAAUUCGCUGCUCGAUAUCUCGCAUAUCGACUGGAAGCACAUAUAGAUAGCCCAGAAUUUGCGGAGUUGAUCCAGGAAUCAGCAUCUCGUAUCAAGGCGAGACAGGAAACUGAUACCAUUGAAAUGCUGGAUGACAUCCGGUUCUAUCUUGGAGAGCGGUUUAGAUUGAGAUUCGAUGAGGCUGGUCUGGAUGAGAUGAUGGAAGAAAAAGAAUUACUGGAAGAUCUAGAUGAAGACGAGCAGCUGGAUGACGUUAUAAAUCUUACAGAAGGUGUCCGGACUCUGGAUGUUUCCAAGGAGGCUAUCCCCAGUCAAGGCCAGCAGCCGCAAGUGCAUGCCCCGGUGAUUCGAACUCUGGACGGCGCGGUCGUCGAGGAUGAAUUCUCGGAAGAUGCGAUGAACUAUGAGAUCUUGCUCGAGAAGCUUGAUAAUUUGCUGGAGCGGCUCAAUCUCGAGGCUUAG